Messenger RNA from Drosophila grimshawi, 4319 nucleotides. RefSeq lists its product as uncharacterized. The coding region runs from base 329 to 3526 and encodes 1065 amino acids. Gene Ontology annotation, molecular function: protein binding. The record is from RefSeq and is a predicted model, not a curated record. Lineage: Eukaryota; Metazoa; Arthropoda; Insecta; Diptera; Drosophilidae. The transcript is spliced from 8 exons.
AGUUUGAACUUCAACAGGUGUUAAAACGCAUACGUUACGAGAGAAGCGGUUUUUCAACGGCCGCACACGAGAUUUCGGUAACAAAAGGAGCAACAAACGGCAUCGCUUGACUAACACAAAACAAAAAAACAUAUAUAAAAGUAUAAUUUAAAUUUAACAUACAACUAUUAAAACGUGACAAAAUACAAAUUUUAUAACAAAUAUCCAGUAAAAUUUGCACUCAAAAAAUACUUAGCAUAUCCUAUCAAAAACUUUUGGAUUACUCCGCUACAUUCGGGAGAUACAUAGAGGGAGAGAGAGAGAGAGAGAGAGUUUGAGAACUUAAAAAAUGGGUCGCCCACCAAGACUGGUGCUGCUGCUGGUCAUCUCACUGUGUGUGUUCCAUGUGAGCCACUCAAUCGAUUCCCAGCCAGCUAAGGACGCCAAAGUAGCAAUCCCCGAUGAGCCGCUGAGCAAUGAAUUGUUUUCCGAUGAGGAGAUCGAUACCAAAAACGCUGGCAUUAAAAUUUCAACGCCCAAGGUAAAGGAGAUGCCCGUGGAUACGACCACAAAGAGCGCCAAGAAGUCGGUUAGCAUAACCACAAAGCAACCGGUUAGCGAGGAGACGCUCCAGGAUCUGCUGGAAGCAGCCAAGCAUAGUGUUGCCCUCGCCGAGGAUCCGCGCUUCAAUAAAAUGCUGCCAGAUCGCUUAAAGUUGGAGAAUGCUACAAGCAGCAAGAACAGCACCGAGGAGAACUACGAGUACGAUGAGGACGACUAUGACCUAUACAGCUACGGCAGCGCCGAGUUCGAUGACGAUGACGAUGUCAAGGACACAACAAGUGCGCGUCCCAAAAAGAACAAGCCAUCCAAGACAACCACACCCAAGCUGCGACCCAUUGAUGAAAGUAGCUCCAGCAAGCCAAAGGCCAAGAGCGGCAAGCAAAUCGAUGGCGACGACAAACAGAACAACAUUGAUAGCGACUCAAACUACGAGGACUACGAUGAUGACGAUGACGACGAUGAUGCCGACGACGAUGCUGAUGAUGAUGACGAGUCGGACAAGCUGACGGAUGAGGAGCAGGUGGUGUUCAGCGAGAAUGUGCCUUGCCCCAGAUACUGCUCCUGCUCACGCAACAUUAACAGCUACCUGGUAGCAACAUGCAGCAGACUGGAUCCGGGUACACAGAAGUUUGGCUCGGAUAUUACCGAUUUGGUGGUCACCAAUGUGGGUCCGAAAUAUCCCAUUCUGCUGGGUCCCAAGUUCUUCCAGCAGCUGGGCCUGAAGUUUGUUGCCUCCAUCAAGAUUGCUAAUUGCACCAUUGAAUACAUGCACCCAGAGGCUUUCCACGGUCUCGAUGAGCUUUAUUCAGUCAACAUGACGGACGUUGGCCUGGCCAUCAUUAACCCAGAUACUUUUGUCCUGAACAAGAAACUGCGCAUGCUCACCAUCUCUGGAAACGAUCUGAGCGUUAUGUCCACUCUCCAUUACUUGCUGAAGUCUUCCAGCAUUGAGGAACUCGACUUUUCGCGCAAUAACCUAAUGGAGCUGAAUCCCAGCGCAUUUACCAAACUCUCCAAUAUCGUUUACAUAAAUCUGUCGCAGAAUAAUUUGCAAAAGAUACCCGAGAAAGUUUUCGCAACAGUUGAUACGAUCGAGGAACUGGAUCUGUCCUACAAUUCGCUUAAGGAGCUGCCUGCAACCGUUUUCAGUGGUACGGCUCUAUCGAUCCUCCAUCUGAAGUAUAACACCUUUACCGGCGAUUUGCACUUUGGCAUCAAGGAGCUGCAGCAACUGGAUCUGAGCUUCAAUUCGAUUACCCAUGUGCAUCACACCAUGUUUGACAAAAUGCCCGGCUUGACAAAUCUGAAUCUGAAGGGCAAUGGCAUCACCAAAAUUCAGCCAGACUCAUUCCUAACGCUGAAGAGCCUGCGUCACAUUGACCUGUCCAUGAACGAGCUGGACCAGAUCUCCGGUAUGAUAUUCUUCAAGAACUCCGAACUGGACGUUAUCCGGUUGAACGAUAAUCCCCGCCUGAGCCAGUUGCCCACCGAUGGUUUCAUCAGCUACAAUGGCUACUUCACUGUUUACUAUUUGGACCUGUCCAACUGUGCCAUUGGUGCUCUGGGACACAGGACCUUCUCGACUAUGCCGCAUUUGACAACGCUCAAGCUGGCGUGGAACAACAUUAACAACUUGCCCCGUGCCACGUUCGCAAGUCUGACCAAGCUCAUCGAUUUGGAUUUGAGUAACAAUCUGAUUACCAAGCUGGAUGAGCUUUGCUUUAUGGAGAACAACGAAUUGACCAAACUAAAUCUGGCCGGCAAUCCCAUCACCCACCUGUCAGUGCGCCUCUUCAUGCCAUUCCACCAGCUGCGAUCUCUGGACGUAAAUGACUGUGAACUGACAUCCCUGAUGACUGACAAACAGUUUGGCAGCGACUAUAAGUUCUUUGAGACGCUGCGUUUCUUCAAUGCGUCUGGCAAUCUGAUUGAAAAUAUCACAGUCGAUGAUAUUAAAAGCUUUAAGAAUCUGCGCUCAUUGGACAUCACACACAAUCCACUGAAGUGCAAUGAGGACUUCCAAAAGUUCAUCAUCUAUGUGUCGCUGCAUACUAAGACACUGGCCAAGAAGAUGCCUCUGCUGAGCUAUCUGGAGUUGGAUGCGACAACCUUCAUUGAUGUUGAAACACAGGCUGGAUGGAGUGAACUGGCCCAGGACGUGUGCAAGCACAAUGGCACCUGGGGCGAGGAGGAGGACAGUAUCGAGAAGCGCAUUACAGAGAGUGAGAAGAAAGUGGACGAAGAUGAGAAGAAGCUGCUCAGCGUUCUCGACAAGAGUGUGCUGGAUAAGACCAAGUUAAGCAGCAUGCAGAAGAUCAUGAAGGGAUCGGACAGUGCUGAGGGAGUCAAGAGUAAAAUCUCCGACAGCGAGGAGGAAUUCAUGAACAAUGGUGGCGAAGAAAAAGAUGAAAAUGAGAACGAAUACGACGAGGACCUAAAUGAUAGCGAGUAUGAUGAUGAUGAUGAUAGCGAUGACGAUGACGAUGAUGAUGACGACGACAACGAAAAGCCGAUCGACAAGAAGAAGAAGAAGAAGAACGACAUUGAAUCCGAUUUCAAGAAGUACGUGGAAACCGAACUAAAACCCAAGAUCAAGAAUCACGGCCUCAAAGUGGAGGAAGUUGAUAUGACCAAGGAGACCGAAGACAAAUUCCUGCUAGGCAAACUUGGCAUUGACAGCGACGAAUUGAACAGUGACGAGGAGGAGAUCAUUAUUGAGCGUGGUCACGUUUACUAUGGCAACUCCAACUUUAUUAUACCAGGCCUUAUUGUUUUGAGUUGCUUGGUGGUGAUUCUCCUGGGCUUGGCCAAGAUGGUGACACUGAUUCUGCGCAAGCGUGGCGAGCGCUAUCGCAUGGCCAUAAUGGCGUCGAAGAACUCCUUUGUGUAUCAGAAACUCACCGAGGACAUUGUCAAGCCGCAGGUUAGCAAGGAAGCAAAACAACCAAAGGUGCACCGAUAUGCGCCCAUCAAUCAGGUCUAAGUCCGUACCGCAGCUCCCGGAACUUUAUCGCGGGAGUCGAGUGUGUGUGUUGCGCUGUUUUCUUAAUUUAUAAGUUAAUUCAUAGUUAAACACGUGGAAAUUGCAAAAAACAACAUGAAAUAUAAACAAUACAUAAAACAAAAACAAAUACAAAACCCGGUUCGGCUGGACUUCAAAACCCAACUCGAGUCAAGUUUAACCGAGCGCGUGAAAAAGUAUUAGCAAAAAAAAAAAACAAACUGAAAGAAAAUACUGAAAAACCCUCCCUACUCCUUCCACAUUAAUUAUCUACCUAUCGAUAUAGCAAAUAGUUGUUGUUGUUCUUAAUUCGGUUGCAGCCACCGAUGGCAAAAGGCAGAAGUUGAGAUCGUGUGCGAACAAUUAGCAACCGUUUCGGAAGCAACGGAUUUGAAACUGAUUGCGUUCGCCGCAUUAUUUUUGUGUUUCUUCAUAAAGCUUCUUUUUUUUUGUAUAUUUUUUUUUUGGAACAGUUUUGAAGAUUUAGUGCCAUUUUGCCGAAAUUCAUAAUGUAAUAAAAUCACCGAAAGUUAGAGAGAGGGAUAUAUAUUUACAUACUAUAUAUACAAGUAUUUUGUAAACUGGCAAUCAGUCAUAUUGAAACGGUUUGGCGAAGUAGAUCUGAACCUGUCAGAUUCCUUAAAGAUAACAUUUGAUUUCAAAUCUGGGCAAGAUAAUACGUUAAGUCUUUUUUAUUCUAUAUUCCUUUUAAUUAAAUCAAGCAAAUGUUGGACUUUUAAACAUAUUCUGAAAUCAAUAAAUUAUUUUAACCAAA